GCUUGGUCCGACUUGGCUCAGAGUCCAAGGUUCGAAAGGUCGAGUCCAGUCCCUUGCGUUUACCGCCGGUGUUUUGAGGAAGUUGAAAACAGGCCAUUUGGAGAACAUCUAUGAAAGAUUCCGAAUGAUCAUUGUGCAAGACCCAGACUCCGGUCCAUGCCGGUCACGAAUUUUGAUUCGACUCGAUGCAUGUAGUUCUAGAUGUAGAACUUGCGAUAAUUUUGCCCAGGUCAGUAUAUGCAUUUCUCCAUGCUUCUCCAAAGAAAGCUUUGAAUCAGGUCCGGAUGAACAUGUCGAUUGUCAGACUGGCUUUCGGGUAGACGUUUCACGGCAAAGAUUGGAUGGACUGCCGAGUAGGGUUGCAUUUUGGGCCGUGUUACAACGCAGAACGUCUUACAACGGAUAGUGCUCCUACAAUGUUGAUCGCCAGCCACAACGAACCCGUGUCCUCGAGUGAGACGUGCACCGACACUCCGACAGACACUCAGUGCUACCUCCGAAGUUGUAUUCAUGCACACAGAACCGUACGCUUGGGAACGGUAUAUUGGGCAUUGAUGGCAGUCCGAUCUCACAUGCAAUGUGCAGCCGGGAUCCACAACAAUCCAGGAGUAUCAAGAAGGCAGAACCCAAGAUCGGUUGCAUUCGUGUCAGGCUGGCAGCCUCCAAAGGGCGACUGGAUACUCAGAUUCUUGUCGCGCUCGUGCUUGUGGUCGAGCAGGUCAACUCUGACCAAGCCAUGGACGACUACGGUUGAUCCUCGGUGACCCCAGAACGGGGUUCUGACGUGUCCUCUCGAGUGGCCGGCGCUCGUUUGUUGGCCCUGUCAGUCUGGGAUCUAUCCAGAUUUCGGCCGGCAGUCGGGUGCGAGGAAGCAGUGAUAAGCAGCGUCACUGGCCCCAGAACAUGAUAAGUACUUAGUGCAGUCUUGUGAUGGAUUCAUCAUCGGAUGGGACGGGGAGCACUGGCCGAAACGCCCAGAGAAGCUACUGCACUGAUCUGUGGCGCUUGUCGAUGGAGUAUGUGGUCAUGCAGAGUGCGGUUUGUUCAGAGUGUGGGAAUUGAGAUUCGUCGGUACCUGGCCAGAUCCGGGUGCAAUCGGGUCGGGCUGGCAAGCGCAGUCGUCGUGGAAGGAACUCGAAGAGCCGGAUACAUGAUGCAUGUGCACUCGGUGCCAGGCUCAAAAAAUGACGGCAGGCCUGAAUUCUUGACCUUAGAGAUACUUGCCAAUGCCCAAUUCGAAAUCGGAUGGUCGUUGCUGCCAGUGAAGCGGCUGCGUACGUGACGUGACUGUAACGUGUGAUUGCAACACAUUCGUGCUUCGCCGUCGUCGUCGUCGUCGAGCAGUCUCUUCUUCCUGCUAGUGCUCCAUUACGAGCACACAAAAUCCAUAGACCUCGGGCCUUGGGUCGAUGGCCAUUCUUGCUCCUCCGGACUGGCAGUAUUCCCUAGGAGAGCCAGCCAUGGACAAGGCCCCAUCCCCAUCCUCUUCCUCGACCUCUUCUGGACCGCACCAAGGGCAACGCAACCAGCAACAAGCACCGCACCCACAACAACAGCAGCCAUACACUUUCCAGCAACAGCCCCAAGGCUCAUGGACGCCCUCCGUCAACGCCGCGCCUUUCUACCCCGGUGCAUUCUACCAAAACUCUCCCCUCCCCCCUGGAACCCCACCACAGAUGUUCCCCGGUCCCACGAACCCGUAUUUCGAUCCAGCUAAUGCCCAGCUGGCGCAGUGGGCUUAUCAGCAGAUGAUGUUCAACGCUCAGCACGCGCAGGCCGCCGCCCAGCAUGGUUCUCCAUCUGAAUUCUCGGGCCAGUUCCAUCCCUUUCAAGGACACGGUCAUUUCAAUCCCUUCCCCAGUGGCACUCCCCCACCUCGCUCCAAUGACGCCAAUGGCCCGCAGCCUUACGCUGGGUACCAUCCGUACCGGCGCCCGUCGCGCCAGCAAUCGACAAGCUCGGAACCGGCGCAACCCGCGCAAGAAUGGAGGCCGCAGCCGCCUUAUUCGCGGUCAGACGCGUCUGGGUCAUCCAGUUCGGUCAACUCGCAACAAGGCCGGCAGCGCACAAAUAGCAACAACAGCCAAGGGCGGAGCACGCACUCGGCGUCCCCUGUGUCAAGUUCGAGCUCACCGCCGGGGCCCCCGCGGAUUCCUCAUCACCGAGCAGGAUCGAGUUCAUCCACCCAUAGCAACAAUUCAGCAGCUUCGUCUUCCAUUCCAAACUCGAGUUCCUCAAGCUCUCAGCAGAAGGUGGCACGACCGAGUCCGCUAUCACAGGGUGCUGUUACUCUACCUACUCCCAGACCAAGUACCUCUUCCCUCGCGCCGUCAGUGCGAGCUGAGCGGCGGAUCUCCCGAGACGACUCAUCGCUGGCGCUGUCUUCGCUGUCUUUGUUGGCGACGCGGGAGGCGGCCGCGCCUAUCGCCAAAGGGAGUGGCCUCAAAGGCCGCUUACGUCGUGCCCUGUCGUUCAAUGCAAGUCUGGCACUCAAGGAGGAAGUGGGUGUCGGCGAAGAGGAAGAGGGCGGUGGAGACGACAGCGAUGAGAGCAUCAAGGCGAGCGUCGUCAAUCCUACUCCGAAAACGCCAGCAGUGAUCAAGAACGCGACGCGAUCGGCUGCAUCCACAACAGAGAGCCCUGUCGCAUCUCCUGCGAGUGGCCAGCAGGUGCCGAUGCCGAAGAAAAAGUCGCGCGCGGCGAGUUUGUUCAGUAACGCGCGGUUGAACGCGAGCACGGACAACAUAUCUUUGAGCAGCACGGUUUCGAGCGCGAGCGUGAUGAUUCGCAAACUCGGAAGCAUGGGCCGGUUGGCGCGACGAAACAGUCUUGCGGGGAUCACGGGCCUGUUUAAAGACCGGAAGAAGAAGGAUGAGGAGGGGGAUGACGAUGGCAACGCCGCCGGGAACGAAGGUGGGGACGGGGGAAAGAAGGAAAAGAAGCGCAAGGAGAAGGAGAGGAAAAAGAGCGGAAAGGGGAGCGCCAGCGAAGCCAGUGUGUCCCAUGCGACGGCUGAGCUCGAAGCGGGCGAUUGGAGCAUCCCUGGUGCCGGAGCCGACAGCCUCACUGGCCUCAGUCCGGCCGCGAAGCUUGCAAGACAGCACACGCUCAAGACCAACGCGGAAGCAGCUGCAAAAGCUAAAGAGGCGGCGGCGAACAAGACCGUUGCCGAUUCGGGUGUUCCGACUUGGGAACGAAACACGGCCACUCGACGCGGCGGAGCGACGACGGCUGUCGCUGAAGAUGGUACUUCGGUUCUGGUUGAGGAGGAUGACAGUGACGAUGAUGCCCAUCCGGUUUCUUCGGCUCCUCAGCAGCAGCAGCAGCAACAGCAACAGCAACAGCAACAGCAGUGGGACGACGAAGAUGAUGAAGAAUGGGGGCUGCUUGGUGGAGAGGAGGAUGACACCAUCAGAGCCGAGCUGCCAGAGGAGGAGAACGAUGAAUUCGAGCCCUGGGCGGUAGACAAUCGGCGCAGUAUGGAGCGAACAAUGAUUCCCACUCGAGGCAUUCUCAAACAUGCAGGGACGUACGAUCAGACUUCGUAUGAAACUGGACAGUUGCAGCCCACAUUGCGAGCCCGAUCGAAUUCUUACAACAGCACCGGACAGAGCGAGAUGGGACCGCUGGCGCGCAUCCCCAGCCCCGAUCCGGAUCACAUCGAUGGGCUGCAUCGGCACGGGAGUCACUCGAGUCACGAUUCUGCGAAACGGAGCAGUGUUCCGUCGCUUCCGCCGCUGGACUUUGACUCGCCGCAGGUGACGCCGACGGCAACGACGUACGCGCAAGCUGGACAGCAAACGGCCCCCGCUGCAUCGUUGUAUACGCACCCAGCGAUGAACUCGUCUGCUCCGACGCUGUCUACUCUGGGGCUGGGUCCUGCGCCGGGUGCUUCUGCUGUGCCGCGAUCUGCGACGCUGCCGGCCAAGAAGCAUCUGGCGUUCGCGAGCAAUCUGAGCGUGUACGACACGUUCAGCGCGACUGUGUACGACCGACGGAGCGAGCCUGCGACUUGGAGCAGGCUGACACCCGCUUUGGCGCAGCGCAUCAAAGAGGAGCUCAACAGCUACAAGAUGGAGGAGAUGGAGGUCCAUGCGUCGAGUCGCAUCCACACCCAAUUCUUCGUAUAACCUGAUGUAUAUUUAUGCAGGAUCGCAUGCUCAUCAUCUUACGAAACGACGAGACGAGAUAUCUAUACCAUACACUUCUUAUUCUUCUGCAAUCCAAUGUCACUGCUGUCCAUUCCUUAAUCUGCUAUCCCCAUUCCUUUAGUCGGCGCCCUCGCAAUCUCUCGCACACUCACACACUCAUUCCAAGUAUCAUCCACUCACUCCCGUGUACCCAAAGCAAUAUCUGUAUAUAUCAAUUAUGCAUGAAGGCGGACAUUGACUGAAAUGAAAUCAUUCUUCACGCUGCUGAAUCUCUCUUCAAAGGUGUGUGACGUUUCCUGGGAACAAGCUUCUCGACUUCAGGCCGUAGUGUCAAAGGUACAAUCGUUGGUCAUAUCUCUGAGAUUGGUCUCAAUGAAGCAGUUCUGGAAAUAGAUUACGACUCCUGCAUGCCAUGGAAAUAGUUGGAAAGACGGUUGGGCCCGUGGGUUUGACCGUGGCCAGACCGGAGCUUCAAAAUUUGCCAUGACGAUUUCCUUGCACCACUGGCACAUAAUCAGAUGCCAUCAUCGUAUAGUUCGGGGAAAUGGCGCCCUUCGAGUUCCACGACCUUGCUCAAGAGCUGAUCGAGACAAUUCUCGAUUUCCUGCACGAUGAUCGGCAAGCCCUCAUCAAUAGCAGUCUCGUCUGUCGCAGCUGGGUCCCGGCGACUCGCCACCACCUCUUCUAUCGCGUAACACUGAAUCGGUUCCACUAUCGACCCGGCCUCCGCCUCCGCGACACCGCGGAGCCCUUCCUCGAGAUCUGCCGGUCCCCGCUCUGCACGAUUCUGCCCGCGAUCCAAGAUGUGCUGCUGAACAUCAACACGAUGCACUCGCCCACGGCCCGGCUCGUCGAGGCGAUUCUGGGUGUGCUGUCGCAGGCCCCGGUGCGGCGGGUGGUGUACGUCGACCACACGCCGGGCUUCGCCCCGCCGAUGAGGCUGGCCUGGAUGGCGCUCCACCUGCCCGCGCUGGAGGACUUUUCCUACAACGGGCUCGACCAGUUCGCGGCGGACGCGCUCGCGUUCGGGCUGCUGUACGACCCGCAUCUGCGCUCACUCGGGCUGUUCUCUGGGUCCCGCGAGCCCGCCAAGGCGGCGAUCUCGCAGUCCAAGCCGUACCCGACGAUGCCGCCCGGGGCCUUUGCGCAGCUGACGGCGCUGCGGCUGCGGCUGUACGCCCCGGAGAUGGAGGAGCUCAUGGCCUGGCUGGUCCGUGCGGGUGAUCUGCCGAGUCUAGAGACGUUCCAGCUAGCGGUGUUCCAUUGCCGGCAUAACGGCUGGGGACCAGUCACCUCGCUGAACGCGUUCCUCGCGGACAAUGGGCCGCAUCUGAAGGACGUCGGAUUCGUCGUCAAGCAUGAGGACUCGGAUGGCGAUGUCGAGGAAGAGGUGCUGUUCCAGCCUAGCGACGGAGAUAUCGAUCUAGGCGCAUGUACGAACUUGGACACCCUGCUCAUCCAGACGCAUGACUUUGCCGCCAUCAAUGCUGUUCUGACCUCCCUCCCCGAAUCGCCGACUCGCGCACUGGAGACGCUGGUGGUCGAUUUCAGCCUGUGGAUCUACUGGGACGAGUUCCCGUGCCACUGCGACGAAGCCGCCGAGGAGAACAUCACCGCAUUCAUCAGCGUCGUUUCGCAGGAGCAGUUCGCCCAGCUGCAUUCUCUGCAGGUGCGCGUGCCCGAGUUCUUUGGCGAGCGCGGGAGGCAAGCCUUGCGGGAGUAUUUUCCCAGGCUCAAGGACUCGGACGUGCUCAGAAUCGACAGUAAUGAAGAAUUCAUGAUGGAGGGAAGCUGGGAGAGUGUCAACCAUAUGAUGUUCGCCACUAGACUGACGAGACACAAUUGAAAUCGUGCCUUUCCUUCCCCUGGCGGACGAGUUGGAGCUCCAUGAAAGCUUGGAAUGUUUGAAUGAGCGAUGGGAAGGAAAUGAUGAUGAACUCUCUCGAGGGACUAGCUCUGCUCCGUUCUGCUUCAUUGAAUACCUUGAAGCAGGUCAGCGUCGUGACUCAAGGUCAGAACAAAGCUGGAAUGCACGUCAGUACGCUGGAUCGUCUGGUCACUGUGUUAUUCGAGUCAAGUGAAGAGAUAUCGCCGAUUGGACUGGCGCACAGCUCGCUUUCAUUGAAUGUCGGCGACUCUGCAGACGAAAUCGCAGAGAAGGGAGCAUAUGUACGAGAGCGAAGCACUCAGGAUUGGAACCCAGAAUGCCAGACAGAUUACAAUGUCCAGAUGGUCUCAAGCAGGGGUUCGUAGCUAGGUCACCGUUGUCGACAAGAUGCUUCGUCGCGACCGGAUUCAUAAGCCCAGGCAGCUCGCGAGAGAGAAGAAAGCCGUCGUCUAUGAUACUAGUUUACAGCCUCCGGUAAGGAAGGAUGAGUGAUCAGAGUGCAGCGCUUGGACGGGAGGCCAGUCGUGGGGAACGAAAGAUGAGCGGGCGGACGGAAAAAGAGUCGGCCAGACCACAAACAGAGAGUGAGUUAUCUCAACGACUGUAACGCGAGAUGAUCGCGACACAUUAUGGUUGACUCAGAAGGGAAUGCGACCUCUUCCUUGGCACGAACCCACGAUGUCGACAGCUAGUCCUCCGGGAUUGGAUCCGCGGAAAGGCGUCGAAGUGGCCAAAACGAUUUGAGGACGAGGCGCCUACAAAAAGAGGCGUCCAGAAAACUGCUGAACGCAAAGAGAGCGGAUCGAUACACGCACAGUACGGUGGCUUUCCGGGACCGGCGCAGCCAGGUAGCCGUACCUCUCCUUCGCUAAAUCCGCUUCUCCAAAAACUGGCGUUCUUCCGAUUCCUGGGUGUGAGCGACCGGCGGAGUGCAAAACGAUUGACGACACGUGGGGGGACCUGACAGAAGAUUGUAGGCACACAGGCGGAAAGUGCAGAGACGGCUCAACAGACCUUGAGCCAUAUGCUCUCUGGAACAGUGUCGAGGCCCGGCAUGUGCGACAAUCGACAUGAGAGGGAAGCUGAAAGACUCAGGACUUCUGCUUCUGCUUCUCCGACGAGUAUACCAGGGAGAGCCUCGAGAAACAGAGCAACACCAGCAGCCGUUGUGUCGUGGAUCCGGCAACAGAAAGGACGUUUACUAUAAGCACAAGGCCUAGGGAAAUUGAGGUCGAAGGGUAACGCCAUCCGACCGAUGAUGACAAUCCGGUCCUCGUGCACGGGCCAAGAGCCAUUGAAUCCAUGACCAUGACGGGAAGUGGAUCGCUCGAUCGUUGGGUUGUAGAUGUUAUCCAGUGGGCAGCAGGGGCCCAACACGAACGACUGAGGGAAUGUCGAGGACAUAACGAUUUCGGUAUCAAUCGACCGCAGCAGACAAGCCUUAGCCCGCACACAUCCAUGCUCACCACCCGCCAUCUGUCCAGGCCCAGAUAGAAGGAUAGAUCAGGACCAGCAGAACCUUGAGAGUUACGAAUAUGGCACGGGGUUGUACGGGCGGAUGCAUCUAGGAUUGCAUCCGUACCAGAAAGACAUCUGGUAACGUAUCAGCCUCGGGAAGGCAAUUCAGACGGCCAUCCAGCCUCAUAAAUUCGGUGUAGUCCUCACAUGAAAAUGCUAGGCAAAUAGACCAGCAGAGUGUGCGAGAAAGAAUCGGGUUUCUAGCGACGUUGAAGCACGAGGCAUGAUAAUGCUUCCUGUCUCGUGAGUCGCAGCACGUUCAGACCGGAUUCGCUGAUGGGCCUGGUGAAGGAUCGAUACAGAGAUGUCUCCCAGACAAUAGGAAAGCCGUCGCGGAUGACGGGAGGGCGGACCGAGUGUAGAAGAUCGUGCACCUAGAUUCAAGAAUGUCUCCUGGUGCGCCCUGUGAUCUGUCUUUGAAUCGUGGUGGCGCAAACGCAGAAGAGCCCAGGAGAGCAAUCAAAGUUAUCGACCCUCCCAGAAAGUACUUGACGGCGGCCAGUAACCGCGAUCCUCAGUAGGCUGGAAGCUCCUGUUGCAUUCCAACGUGCGAACUCUGGAUGGAGAUAGAUCCAUGACGGACAAUAUAUCAGUGAUAUGGCGCUCAGACAUGGCACGGGGUCGGAUCCACUCUUGUCCGCUGAGAAAAUGGUAUUCGAUGACCGGAGGCAAAGGGAGAGCACGCGUUCGGGACGCCUUGGGUCGCCGUCUAAAUGACGUUACAAAGACAAACACGACACU
This is a messenger RNA of Mycena citricolor, 8298 nucleotides long. Lineage: Eukaryota; Fungi; Basidiomycota; Agaricomycetes; Agaricales; Mycenaceae. The record is from the annotation of a GenBank genome assembly.